AUGAACGUAAGAGCGUCUGGACACUUCAUCUGCGCUGCGGCACCUGAGUUCUCCUUCGUUUCCCCUUGGCAUAAACUGAGGCCGCGUGUUGGUUGCGGUCCUAUCCCGCCGUACAGGGCGCUACAAGCAAUUACAGAUGGGUUCUUCGCAACAGCCGGUCCACAAGCCUAUUCAAAUGAAAGAACCCCGCUGGCGUCCCGUCGCUCGUGUGCCGCAGUGCUGCAGUCAGCUCCGAGAAGGGCCGACAAAGUAGCAUAGCAGCGUAUCGAAAGUGAGUAACAGACUACUCGAUCGUCCGUCCGCGCUCUGGGCUCUGCAGCACCCCCCAUCUUCCCAGGCCGCCCGUCGCGCAUCAGGUUCCCACUCUCAUCCCCACGCAGGCCUGCAUUUGUCCAAGUCCGAUCUGGCCUUUGGCCUGUGACUGCACUGGCCAAUUCUAUCGCAACGAUCUGCAUAUGCCUUUCCCUGGCCGCCUGAGAUCUCCUGCCUCCUGCAGCAGCCCUGCAACGUGUGGGAUAGCCCUGGGUCAGUCAGCCCCGGCUGGCACGCUAGCCAGCCGCCGGUGCCAAGACCUGCUGCAGCCAGCAGCCAGCAGCCAACAGCCUCCGCGCGCGAUCUCCGCCUCGCCUCGCCUCCCCCUGGGGAUCCCAUCCGCGUAUCGGUAUCGACACGUCCCCCCACACCAUCAGACACAGUGUCGUAGAACGUCGACGAACGCUCCCGAAGCGUCCUGCAAGCAAGCCCGUGCCCACUGCUAUCGUCUCACAUGUCCACCGGCACCAGGCGUGCUGCACGGGCUUGGGUGCCAGCUUCCCGCGCCAUCGCCUGCCUCGUGCCCUUCCUCGCCGGAGAACAUCCGCGGGGGAGAGACAGCCCCUGUGCGUCUUCGCGAUCAUCUCUCCGCUCGUCUUUGCUUUGGGCUCGCAAAUGACCCCUCGCUUCCUUCGUUCGAGGAUGCUGUGAUGGAUGCGAGUCUCGCAGAACGCUCCGGACAAGCACUACGUACUACGGGGCGGAUCCUCCCCCUCCUGAUGGCCUGAGCAGUGCGUAUCCGAGCCGUACCGUCUUGACAGCAUCCCCCUGGCGGCAAUCGAUGGCGUUCUCUAUCGAAGACAGACGUAUGCGCCGCGACGUCGAUCCUUGCACCGUCUCCGGCUCGCCAUCCGCCAUGCAUACAUUCAUCUUCAACCUCGAUGUCCGCGAAUGCCGUGCUCUGCUUGCCCCAGGGCCCGCGAAGGAAAGCAAGCCGCGCACUCCAGCUCCGACCUGGGUCGGAGGUUCCGACCACAAUGUUCCUACGCCAACGUUUUCCUGGGUGCGCGUUCAUUAGUACAGCUCGGCUCCCGAUCGACGAGUCGAGCUCAAGAUCCGUCGACCACGUCAUAGCAGCGUAUGUAUGCGUACACUUCCACACGAAUUUGGCCUCAGCGCGCCAUCUAGUCGGACAUCGGAUUCGACGCCGCUCGGACGC
Messenger RNA from Dichomitus squalens LYAD-421 SS1, 1471 nucleotides. RefSeq lists its product as uncharacterized. The coding region runs from base 456 to 1040 and encodes 194 amino acids. The record is from RefSeq and is a predicted model, not a curated record. NCBI's taxonomy places the organism in Eukaryota, Fungi, Basidiomycota, Agaricomycetes, Polyporales, Polyporaceae. The transcript has a single exon.